Messenger RNA from Aspergillus puulaauensis, 504 nucleotides. RefSeq lists its product as uncharacterized. Bases 1 to 504 code for a protein of 167 amino acids. Lineage: Eukaryota; Fungi; Ascomycota; Eurotiomycetes; Eurotiales; Aspergillaceae. The transcript has a single exon. The record is from RefSeq and is a predicted model, not a curated record.
AUGGAGAAUCCACGGAGCCAGGUUCUCUUCGGAGUCCAGCUCCCAGCAGAAAUCAAUCAUCUGAUUCUCGAGUUCGCGGUGGGCGGUUCCCUGUCGGAUGGGUGUUUCUUCUCCCUCAUUCCUGCGAAAUGGCGUCUGAUCAGCCGAAUCUGGAACGAAUAUGCCACGCCCUUCGUCUACAACGGCUUCUGGUUCCAUGGAAGUCGCAACAGGAUACACUUGCUAUGGAACUUCCUGCACAUGGUGGUCACCCGCCCAGACAGGGCUGCAAUGGUGAGGCAGUUGGAGCUGACAAUCAUGCGUCUCAAUGAGGAGUUUUCCACCCACAACAAUCUACAAUUCCAGGCGCUGCACAUAUUUCGAGGAUAUGUUGUGUGUCCACAAGCCAACAGAGAAACUGUCCGUCACAUCCGUGCGCAAUACUCGCAAGGGAACUGCAGGCUUCACCCGGAACACAGCGAGCGCAUCAAGAGCUGGUACUACCGGUCAUAUAAAGGAUCCUGA